AUGAAAGGGGUCAAGCAGGCCGUGCUCAAGCGGGCCAAGCCGAAGGCGAAGCCGACGAGGGGCGCUGCAAUGGCAAGGCCUGCAGCAGCUGGUGUCGCCAGGAAGCCCGCGAAGCUGAUCGGGGAGCUGCCGGAUGCCGUCGCGAGUCUCACUGACUACGACAAGCGCAAGUCCAAGACCGAGGGCAUGAAGGACGCCCCCGGCACACUCAAGCAGGAGAUGGAGGAUCUCAAGCAGAAGGGGCACGGCCAGGACAAGACCAAGAAGAUCAACUUGCGCAUCGCUGCGUGGAAAGAGGGCGGAUGGGAUCAUCCCUACUUCCAGGACGUGAUCAUGUGGCGCGAGUCGCGGACCAAGAAGAAGGCGGAGAAGGCCGUGCCCUGGCGCCGCAUGACGACGAAGGUCGGCGGAGAGGAGAACGCCGAGAAGAUGCGGACAGACGGAGAGAUCCAGGCCGUCCCGAACCCAGACAACCCAGAUGGCAGGCCUAUCUUCAAGUUCGCCGAGUACGAGGUUUCUCGCGCGCAGACCUUGUCCCGCAGCAAGUGCAUGACUUCGCAGAAGAACAUCGGCAUCGCCGAUUGGGGCAAGGCAGUCGGCUUUGCGAGCGGCAUCGAGGACAUGCAAGCCGAGUUCGACCCCGGGAGCAGCAUGGACCUUGAGCAGCUGCCGGGCUACCUCCAGGACGGCCAGCGACCAGCUCUUCAUCCUACCAGUGCUCCCGCGCCGACUGCAGACGAGAUGGGCACCGCGAUGACGCGCGUGAGUCAGGCCCUGACGAACCUCAUCAAGAUGAGGCUCGCGGUUGCGCAGGUCUGCUCGGCCCGCGCCGCGAACGCCGACCACAAGAAGUUUUUGGAGCAGAAGGUCGUGCCGAAGGGGGCUGUCGUUGAGGGGCUCAUCAAGGAGUACGAGCUCUCGGUCAAGAACAAAGUCAUCGAAGACCACCCAGGCCCGACGACCCCCGCCGACAUCACGGAGAAGUUGGCCGAGGACUCCAAGACGUGCGCGGCCAUCGGGGCCUUGCUCAACGUG
Prorocentrum cordatum is the source of this 1035-nucleotide messenger RNA. NCBI's taxonomy places the organism in Eukaryota, Dinophyceae, Prorocentrales, Prorocentraceae. The record is from the annotation of a GenBank genome assembly.